UGAAGUCUGGAUAUUCCGCAUUUGCGCCUCUUCUGUUUACAGGUCCAUAAGGACAGCAGGACAGUUUACUCUUAAAAAAAGAAAAAAAAAACUACAGUCUUCGUCGACACAUAGGCCUACGUGUUGUAAUCAUGAGUGAAUGCAUGAACUUCACUGAGGGAGAGUUCUAUCAGCGGCAUUUUGAUUCGCGUGCAUAUGUUAAAAAUUUCUAUUCCUGUCCUCGCGGUCACUCUGACGAGAAGGAUUUUCUCACUUUCGUUUUAGGAUGUCUUAGCCGAGUUUUCUCCGCGGGAGAACAUGGAGGUCAGAGGCUGAUUGAUGUGGGCAGCGGACCAUCUAUCCACAGCGUCUUAAGCGCGUGCGAACACUACGACGAGAUUGUGCUGUCUGAUUUCGCUGAUAACAAUCGAAUAGAAAUUGAAAAAUGGUUGAAAAAUGAAGAAGGCUGUUUAGAUUGGAAACCUAUUUUGCAGCACAUCUGUGACCUGGAGGGGAAAAGCCCGUCUGAUUUGGAGGCUUCGCUUAAGCAACGAGUCAAAAAGGUUUUAAAAUGUGAUGUCCGGUUGGAUAAUCCGUUCUAUCCACACACAUUGGAACCAGCGGACUGUGUCAUUACAUCUCUGUGCCUGGAAGCAGCGUGUAAAGACAUUCAGACAUACCGUCGCGCUUUACAUGGGCUGAACAAGCUCCUGCGUCCUGGUGGAAUUCUGGUCAUGGUUGGUGUUCUAGGUGAGACAUUCUACAAGGUGGAUGAACAAUCCUUUUCUUGUCUUAGACUGAGUCAGUCUGAUAUUGAGGAAACGCUCAGAGGUUUAGGCCUCUCUAUCCAAGAGUUUAAUUUACUGCCUGUAGAAGAGGAGCCCGGAAGCAACUCCGUGUCUGACUUUGAGGCUGUUUUUCAACUUGUGGCGAGAAAACCUUCCGACUGAAUAGAGGAAUAAUAAAGCAAAAUCGUUUGUAUUUAAAACUUGAGCAUGCAAUCAAUCCUGUUGUAUAGCCUAUGAUUUUCUUGCUUAUUAAUAAACGCCACAAGAUAAAUAUGGAAUGCUUAACUCUUAAAGAUACGUUACAAAUUGUUUGAUCAAAUAACGAUUUUUGUCCUUUUUACUAUGGCUUUUAAUGAAAUAAACAUUGGCCUACUGUGAAAUCAA
Molecule: messenger RNA, 1151 nt
Organism: Pimephales promelas (fathead minnow)
Lineage: Eukaryota; Metazoa; Chordata; Actinopteri; Cypriniformes; Leuciscidae
Product: nicotinamide N-methyltransferase
Cellular component (GO): cytosol
Molecular function (GO): N-methyltransferase activity
Source: RefSeq, a predicted model, not a curated record